Messenger RNA from Mycotypha africana, 2255 nucleotides. Its product is annotated as armadillo-type protein. The record is from RefSeq and is a predicted model, not a curated record. The coding region runs from base 100 to 2154 and encodes 684 amino acids. NCBI's taxonomy places the organism in Eukaryota, Fungi, Mucoromycota, Mucoromycetes, Mucorales, Mycotyphaceae. The transcript is spliced from 11 exons. Gene Ontology annotation, biological process: protein import into nucleus; ribosomal large subunit biogenesis.
CAAAGAAUAAAAAAUUCAAGUCAGCCACCACAACUUUUUUUUAAUUUUGGUUGAUCGUAGAUCCACUUUUACUUUGAUUACACUUUUAUUGAAGCAGCAAUGGGUAAAGAAGUUAGAAAGUCAGCAAAGCGUAGAAGUAAUCCUUUGGGCAACAGGGUUACUUCAGGUGUUCAGCGUGGACUUGAUGAGCAACAACCAACUUUGCAAUCUGAUCAAGUCUUACCUGUCGUUCAAAAGCUAUCUUCUCAAGAUGCAACAGAACGUGCAUGGUCGGCGGCAUGUAUUUCUAACUUAGUCUUAUCAAAUACAGCCAACCUAAAGCUAUUAUUAUCUAAAGGCAUUGUUGCUCAAUUAAUUAAGCUACUUGGUGAUGACUCUCGCGAAGUUGUUGAAGAGAGUCUUGGAACAUUAAGAAAUAUUUGUUCAAUUGAUCCAGCUGUCUGUCAUGAAUACUUUGCUAAGGGUAUCUUAACGCCAUUGAGCGCUAUGCUUCCUCAAAUCUCGCAUAUUAUUGAUUUGGUCCUGAAAGAUGCUUCGCUUGCUGAUGAAGCUGAUCAAGAUAGAAGAACCUCUAUAUGGGAUGUCGCAGAGAACUUUAUAUAUAUUAUUUGGAGUUUGAGUGAAACUUCUGACAACUAUAUCAAAGCAAUUAACCGUCUCAAUAUUAUUGCAUUCUUGAUCUCAUUCUUAUCAGCUGCAGAUCAGUGUCCGACUAAGGUUGUUAUCGCUGCUGGUCAAUGCUUGACUACCCUAACUGAUGACAAUAAGGAUAUAUAUAUUGAAUUUCAAAAUCAUCCUGACUAUAUUCAAACAAUGCUUAAUAUUUUGGAUAAGUUUGACAGUCCCGAGAAGAUUCUUGUUCGUGUUCUAUGCUGCGCUAUUCUGAUGAAUAUCAGAGAAAUUGUACAAUUGUCUGGUUCUUGGGAUGACGAAAGAGACGCCGUUGAAGAGUUGAAUAGAAAGUUUAUGCCUAUUUUAAUUUCCUCACUUGACUUUGAUAUACAAAACGCUGCAAAUGAAUGCAAAGUCGCCAUUGAUAGUGGGAAUGUUACUAGACAUGACGAAUCAACUGAAAUCACCCCCAAGCCGAAACAACCCCUCACUCAGCAAGACAUUUAUAUUAACAAUACAAUAGAACGCUUAACAACCUUACAGUUGUCGUUGGAACUGUUAUCUAAUAUUUGCUUACAGGAUGAAUCAGAUGAGGAUGGUUGGGAGGAUUCAGAUGAGAAUAUGGACGAGGCCGAAGCGGAUGGUAUGGCCGACAAAUUAACAGAGGAUAAUAUUGACGAAUACUUCAACGAUAUGGAGAAAUUAGGUGGAAGUUCUGCUGCUGUUGAAGAGAAUGCUUUGCGUUCCAGCCCUGUGAUAAACAUGUUCACGGUGGAAGUCUUUCCCAGAUUGAUACAACUCUCUACUCCGACAGUACUAUCCUUCCCUCAAAACCCUACAUUGAACUUCGGUGUUACACCAUCAUUGGCUCUUACACAUCAGCGUGCUCUAGAAUGUCUGAAUAAUUUCUUCCUUGCCAUGAACGACAUUCCCUCGCAGUUCUGGUUCAAAGAACACGUAGAGGAAGCUAAAAGAACUUGGUCAUGGCUAUUUUCCACAGCAAACACAAUUGGUUCCGCACCGGAAUCGCAAGAUAGAAAUGAUUUACUCGAAAUUAUUGUUGGCUGUUUAUGGGCAUUAGGACGUGGACUAGGUCAGAAUAUUCCUUUAGAACCAUCUCAUGUCCCUAUGUUGUGCGCUGCAUUCACUGCAUCCAGUAUCGAUUCUAUGCGCGUUAAAAUUGUAGGUACUCUAGGACCCAUUGCCACAAGACAAGGUGAUAUCAGCACCAAUAAGGACAUUGGUGUUUUUGUCAUGGACCUUUUGGGUAACCUUUGCUCUCAAAGGUCUCAAGUUGAUGUUGUAGUUGAAGCCUUAAAUGUUAUCUAUGAUACAUAUAGUGACUGUGCUUUUGAUUACGAUGAACCAGUGUAUGUGCAGGGCAACUUCAACAAUCGCUUGAAGCAACUGCUGCCGUUAUUUAAGUCAAUGGUUAAGUCUGUGGACCGUCGAAAGAAUUUUGAUUUACGAGCAAGAUGUGAUGAAGCUUUGAUGAACUUGGUUGCAUUUAUUAAAUAUAAAGCUACUGAGAGAAGAUCAUAGACACUAUACUUUCUUCGUUGUAGUAAUAAACAUUUAGAUUUUCCACUAUAUCUCAUCGAUUAAUGUGGAAAAAGUAUUGUGAAUAUGCUUUUAAUUCCAAA